AUGUCGAUUGAAUUAAACUGGGAGACACUCACGAGUGGUCCCGAUGGUGACGCUCUCGCUGAACGCAUCCGGGAAUUCGUCCACGAUAAAUUCCAGACGGUCCCACUACCCAAAUUCAUCCGCUCAGUAACAGUACACGGUUUCGACUUUGGAACUAUCCCUCCAACACUCGAGCUCAAAGACAUUACGGAUCCAUUGCCGGAUUUCUACGAAGAAGAUUUGGAUGAUGAUGAGGAAGAUAGCGAAGAGGAACCGUCGCCUCCACCGCCACCUCCGGAACCUACGAGGAUGAGGCCUGGUCCUGCGCCGUGGGGAGGAUCCACGAGGAGAGGUGGUGGGUUGAGAAGUGAGGUUUUGAGAAAUGAAAUGAUGGGUCAUGACUUGGGAAGUCCUUUCCUGGGAACUUCAACGCCGGGAAUUCUGGGAGGAUCGGGUUUGGGCUACUUUCAGAGUCAUCUUGGUACAGGCACACAUACGCCUUUGGCUGCUGUUGCAAGUGCACAUCACACCAACUGGAUGAGUGUCCCAGGAACUCCGGCACGCGAAUGGGGGACUCCGAGUCACACCCGAAACCCAUCACAGAGCAGUCUUACAUCUGUGGACAACUUCAAAGCUAGUCUCGAUCCGCUGCAGAGUCUGCGUGAGAAAGGAAGUGUGUCUACGCUUGCACCUACGUCAGUCGAGGCGUCUCGGCCACCGACAAGGGAUACACAUCUUGGCGGUUCAGCGAUUGUUGAUGAUGAAGAAGAGGAGGGAGAGGAGGAAGCUGGACGACGACCGCGGGAGCCUCGUGUGGAGGAUGUGCAGGCUGUCUUUAGGAUACGCUACAACGGCGAUAUUCGAUUGAACCUUACAGCGGAGAUUUUACUCGAUUAUCCCAUGCCUAGCUUCGUGGGCAUCCCGCUCAAGCUUAACAUCACUGGGUUGACAUUUGACGGCGUGGGUGUACUGGCGCAUAUUCGCAAGCGUGUGCACUUUUGCUUCCUUGGUCCAGAUGAUGCGCUUGCAGCUGUUGGCCCUGACGACACGGAGGAGGAUUCCAAGGGUACUACUGGCGCUGCAAAGAACGAGCAUCACAAGCCGAGAUUCGGUGGUCUUUUACAGGAGAUUCGUGUAGAAAGCGAGAUUGGUGAACGAGUUGGUGGAAAACAAAGUCUGAAGAACGUGGGCAAGGUUGAGAGAUUCGUGCUCGAUCAGGUCCGAAGGAUCUUUGAGUCCGAAUUCGUGUACCCCAGCUUCUGGACUUUCCUGGUGUAA
This is a messenger RNA of Fusarium venenatum, 1257 nucleotides long. Lineage: Eukaryota; Fungi; Ascomycota; Sordariomycetes; Hypocreales; Nectriaceae. The record is from RefSeq and is a predicted model, not a curated record.